AUUAUUUAUAUAGUUUCAUACAGAUAAUAUAAUAACGUUACAUUUGCAUUUAUUGAAUAAAAAUGGAUAUGGAGCCAAAAAAAGACGAAGAAUUUCCAUUAUUGGCCUCAGAAGCCUUGCAUAAGGAAACAGCUUCUAUGGAAGACAGUUUGGCCAAAGUGGCAGGUAUAGACUUUGAAAAGGAAUUGAAAAUGGAAAGUCUACUAGGGCAUUUUAAAGAUUUUGGGUUUCAGGCUACAAACCUGGGAAAGGCUGCAGAAAUGAUCGAUAGAAUGUUGAAAUGGCGUCUAAGCGAUGAAUCUCUCAGUCCAGAGGACAUAGGUACUAUAUAUGAAGAUGAAGAAGUUAGAAAAAAUACAAGAUGUACAAUAUGGUUGGCCUUUACAUCAAAUAUGAUAUCCUGUGGUCUAAGAGAAGCAUUUGUAUAUUUGGCUAAGCACAAAUUGAUCGAUGUUAUAGUAACAAGCGGUGGAGGAGUAGAGGAAGAUCUAAUUAAAUGUUUAGGUGAUACUUAUAUCGGUAGUUUUAGUUUAGAUGGAGCAUCUUUGAGAGAAAAGGGAUGGAAUCGUAUUGGAAAUCUCAUUAUGCCUAAUGAGAACUAUUGCGCCUUUGAGGAUUGGUUACAACCUAAAUUAAAUUACAUGCAUGAUAAGCAGGUGCAGGAAGGAGUUGUAUGGACACCUUCAUCCCUAAUCGAUUUUUUGGGUUCGGAAAUAAAUGAUGAGAGAUCCCUUUAUCAUUGGUGCCAUGUUAAUAAAAUUCCCGUAUUUUGUCCAGGUUUAACGGAUGGAUCCCUUGGUGACAAUUUAUACUAUCAUACCUAUUCUAGAAAUGAACCAAACCUCAUUGUUGAUAUAGUUAAGGAUAUUAGAAAAAUUAAUAGCAUAGCUGUAAAAUGUAAAAAGUCUGGGAUUAUUAUUUUAGGUGGAGGGCUACCCAAGCAUCAUGUCUGCAAUUCUAACUUAAUGCGUAAUGGCGCAGAUUUCGCAGUGUACAUAUCUACAGCACAGGAAUUUGAUGGUUCAGAUUCUGGAGCUAGUCCUGAUGAAGCAAUUUCCUGGGGGAAAAUUAAGGCUAAUACAAAUCCAGUAAAGGUACAUGCAGAUGCAUCCAUAGUUUUCCCUCUGUUGGUUUCUGGCGUUUUUUCGAAAUAUGUAAACAAAUAA
Messenger RNA from Theileria equi strain WA, 1166 nucleotides. RefSeq names its product deoxyhypusine synthase, putative. Gene Ontology annotation, cellular component: cytoplasm. Bases 63 to 1166 code for a protein of 367 amino acids. Gene Ontology annotation, molecular function: deoxyhypusine synthase activity. NCBI's taxonomy places the organism in Eukaryota, Apicomplexa, Aconoidasida, Piroplasmida, Theileriidae. The record is from RefSeq and is a predicted model, not a curated record. Gene Ontology annotation, biological process: peptidyl-hypusine biosynthetic process. The transcript has a single exon.